Molecule: messenger RNA, 198 nt
Organism: Pelagomonas calceolata
Lineage: Eukaryota; Pelagophyceae; Pelagomonadales; Pelagomonadaceae
Source: the annotation of a GenBank genome assembly
CUGGUCAUCUCCGUCGCGGGCCCGCAGGGCGACGAAGUAUACUUCAAGGUGAAGCCGACGACGCUGCUGCAAAAGAUCUUCGACGCGUACGCCAAUCGCAAGGGCGUCGCCGGCGAUCGCUGCGCUUCCUUUUCGCUGGCGUCGCCGACGGCGAGCAGACGUGCGCGGACAUUGGCCUGGAGGACGACGAUCAGCUGA